GACUGGAAAAAAAUAGGAGGAGACAGAGCAAGAUGGAGAACUAACAAGCAAAGGAAGGCAAUUGACAGAACCAAGAAUGAAUUUAAAUUUAUUUUCCACCGUGGUAUUGAUAUUAGCAGCAAUAACCCGAGGUAAUGCAGGCUUGCCAAGACCUCAGAAUGUGAAAAUUAAGUCGGUGAACUUGAGAAGUGUGCUGCACUGGGAUCCUGUUAGCACCGAAGCUACAGCUUAUGAUGUGGAAUACAAACUCGUGGACUUUCAUCAGUGGAGCGCCAUUAAAGAAUGCGCUUCCACUAACAAGACAGAGUGUGACUUCACAGACAGUAUCCAUCACUACUAUAACGUGCAGCUGCGAGUGAGAGCACGGAGUGGGAGCAACACUUCUGCAUGGGCGGAGACCAAACAAUUUUGUCCCCUAAGUCACACUGAGUUAGGACCACCAGGCGUGAAGUUGGAAGUAGAGUCCGGUGUGCUGUAUGUUUCUAUCUCCGACCCCUUGGAAAACAGCACAAACCAAUCACUGAAGUACUACUAUGAACAGCUCAAGUACCAGAUUACCUACUGGAAGGAACGUGAAAAAAUGAUAGAGUUAGAUCCUAGUCCAAGUACAUCAGUCAGACUGGAAGAGCUUGAACCCGGUGCGAUGUACUGCGUGGAGGUGAAAGCUGUGGAGGACUAUUACCAUGUCAAUAACCAAGUCGGCAAGCCAAGCAAAGUUGACUGCAAAACCAUUUAUGAUAAUAGUCCAACAAAAGUGGUUGUCCCAGUGGUGCUGGGUGCAGUCAUUAUCUUUCUUUUUGUAAUCGGAUGCUUCUUACUCAUGCGCUACACCCCUGGGCACAUCAAGGAUUUGCUGCAUCCAACCUGGAACUUCCCCGACCACAUAGCAGAGUUCCUCAACAGAUCUUCUGAGGGGAUGAAUGUCAGAUGUGACUCUGAAGAAAAGUUUGACAAUGUAUCUGUCCUUUUGGAUGACAGCAGCAGUAGUACAUCUCCAGUCCAAAGCUAUGAACAAAGCAACGUUAAUGAUCUAAAUAGCCUAAGAUGCUGAAGAAGACAGAAGAAAGAAUUAAGAAAGACAAUGUUAUCUAAUACUGUGACAUUUACACCUCACCCCACUUUUAAAGGACUUGGUAUUGGACCUAAUGGUAUUGGUUGGGUUGCCUUAAAUUUGUAGAAAAGAACAGGAUCUCACAACAACCUACUGUCAAGCAAAAUCAUGACAUAACUUGUUCUUGGAAAAUCUAUAUUGAAAAUGACUUGUUCCAUUCAAAUACGCAUGGGAGCUGCUAAAGGAUGUGUGUCAGACACACAUCCUUUAGACAGACUACUGUCUGUCAGACUACUGUGGAUUUCACAACUAUUCAUAAACCUUAACUCCAUAAACCUUUUUUACUGCAGUGGACAAUUGUAAUUCCAUUGCUUGGAAGGUCUGAGUGGCUGUGUUUGCCUUUGUUCCCCUUUGUUUACCACUUAUUUUCAAGUUGACAAAGGGUUUACGUAGAUUAAAUGUUUUCUUCACCAUACACUGAGCUGUGGCUUUUGGGAGUCUUAGUUAAUAGAAAUUAAAUAGCUGUAUAUCUAAUGUAUGCUGAUUUGCCUUUUGAUUUUCAUUUUCACACUGCUGUCAGUUCUGUACCAGAUGUUCAGACUAAUUUAAGACUUUGACUUAUCUCAAUCUAACAAUUUAGCCUAUCAUAGCACAUGUAAGGAAUGCUUCUUGCUGUAGGGGUUAUCUUGUUAUUACAGUAGAACUUGUCAUAUGCAAUUUAACUGAUUCCAGGGGUCCAUAGAGGUAUUGUAUCUCAGAGGGAGUCACUAUACUACAUUAUAGUGGCUUUAUUGACAGCAGGGCAUUCAAAAUUAACAAAGUCAGGUAUAUCUGCGUACCUAAAACUCCAAAGUAUAGUACUGCACUUAUACUAUACAAAGAAAAUCAAUAAAAUUAAUGCAAACAGAGCACUGCAAUAGACAAGUUGUCAGUUUACAAAAUAACAUUCCUGCUGUGCUUUCUCCGCCCACAUCAAGCUACUCCAACAGGUUUGUUUUUUCAUCAUGCUUGUUAACCCGGGACACAAACAACAAUAUGAAAGCAUGCAUACAACAAACUGGCUUUGGAGAUCGGCAAAAAAGAUCUUAAGAUUUUUAAUCAUAUAGUAACUAUAUUAUCCCUGGGCAGCUGCAUGAAGUGACAGCAAGUGAAAGGUGAAACUGAAUUCCCAUACAGUCUUUAUCUGCAGGUGUCCAAUCUGCCCUCCUAAGAGCUGCAUUUACUGUUAGACUCAAAAAAAGUGCAUUGAUCAGUUUCUAUCAGUACCAUUCCACUGGUAGAAGCAUUUGUAAAUAACACAUGCCAGAGGUUCGCUGGUUAAUAGGGGUAUCGUAUUUUACAGGAUUGGAUAUGACAGGUUCUGCUGUAUUACUUUUGUAAGAUUUAUUUUGUUCUGUAUAUAGCUACAUUUGUAUAACCAUUACUAUUAAAUAAUUUAAUAUUUUUACAUA
This is a messenger RNA of Polyodon spathula (Mississippi paddlefish), 2502 nucleotides long. RefSeq names its product interferon alpha/beta receptor 1a-like. Gene Ontology annotation, biological process: blood coagulation. Gene Ontology annotation, molecular function: protein binding. The coding region runs from base 77 to 1051 and encodes 324 amino acids. The transcript has 7 exons. Gene Ontology annotation, cellular component: membrane. Lineage: Eukaryota; Metazoa; Chordata; Actinopteri; Acipenseriformes; Polyodontidae. The record is from RefSeq and is a predicted model, not a curated record.